UCUUUCUUCCUCCUGGCAAAGCGUCCAGCCCUGCCUGCUCCUCCUCGGGCCUGGGCGCCUCCAGCAGGCACUUCCCUCCCUCCCUCUCUCCCCAGCUGCCUCCUCCUCUUCUCUCCCCGCUCUCCUUCCCCUUUCACCCCAUCCCCUGCCCUGGCUGCAACCAUGAGGGUCUUGGCCUGCCUCCUUGCGGCCCUGGUGGGGAUCCAGGCUGUUGAGCGCCUGCGCCUGGCCGAUGGCCCCCAUGGGUGCGCUGGCCGCCUGGAGGUCUGGCAUGGCGGGCGCUGGGGCACCGUGUGUGAUGACGGCUGGGACCUGCGCGAUGCCGCCGUGGCCUGCCGGCAGCUGGGCUGCGGAGGGGCACUGGCCGCCCCGGGAGGCGCCUUCUUCGGGGAGGGGGCAGGGCCUGUGUGGCUCAGCGAGCUGGCUUGCCGGGGCAACGAGGGGCAGCUGGGCCUCUGCCACCACCGGGGCUGGAAGGCCCACAUCUGCUCCCACGAGGAGGACGCGGGCGUCGUCUGCGCAGGUCAGCGCGUGGCUAACUCCAGGGACGACUCAACAUCUCCCCUGGAUGGGGCUCCCUGGCCAGGGCUGUUGGUGGAGCUGAGCCCCAGCACGGAGGAGCCCCUGGUGACACAUGCCCCCCGCCCAGCUGGGAACCCCCAGAACGCCUCCCGGAAGAAGAGCCCCCGGCCCAAGCAGGCCAAGUCCACCCGGGCCCCUCUGCUGACGACAGGAGCCCCCCGCCAAGAGCGGCUGCGCCUGGUCUCUGGCCCCCACAGGUGCACCGGACGCCUGGAGGUCUGGCACGGCGGGCGCUGGGGCACCGUAUGUGACGACGGCUGGGACCUGCGUGACGCUGCUGUAGCCUGCCGGGAACUGGGCUGUGGGGGGGCGCUGGCUGCCCCCGGGGGUGCCAGAUUCGGGCCUGGUGCAGGGCCCGUGUGGAUGGACGAUGUGGGGUGUGGAGGAGGAGAACAGACCCUCCGAGACUGCCCCCGAAGCCCCUGGGGCCGGAGCAACUGUGACCACAGCGAGGAUGCGGGGCUGGUCUGCACCGGCCCGGCACCUCGGCUGCGCCUGGCCGAUGGCCCCCACGGGUGCGCCGGCCGCCUGGAGGUCUGGCACGGGGGUCGCUGGGGGUCGGUGUGUGACGACGCCUGGGACCUGCGAGACGCCGCUGUGGCCUGCCGGGAGUUGGGCUGCGGAGGGGCGCUGGCCGCCCCCGUGGGCGCCUUCUUUGGGGAGGGGUCUGGACCCAUCAUCCUGGACGACCUUCGGUGUCGGGGAAACGAGACGGCCUUACGAUUCUGCCCAGCUCGGCCCUGGGGCCAGCAUGACUGUCACCACCGCGAGGACGCUGGGGCCGUGUGUGACGGCAUGCCCCUGGGCUAUGUCCCUCCCACGGCCCCCACGGACAGCAACGACUCCACGCCCAGGGAGGCUGCCUCCAGGCCCCCGUCCACCAUGACGAGCCAGGCUCCAGGGACGGCAGGCGUUUCACCUCCUCCAGCCUCCCCUACUGUCCUUUGGGAGCCUGGACCGGAAGCCGGGUCCCCCCAGCUGCGCCUGGUGGCUGGGCCCAGCAAGUGCUCAGGUCGACUGGAGGUGUGGCAUGACCAGCGCUGGGGGACCGUGUGUGACGAUAGCUGGGACAUGCGGGAUUCAGCUGUGGUCUGCCGGGAGCUGGGCUGUGGUGGACCUCGGCAGCCAGACCCUGCCGCUGGCCGCUUUGGCUGGGGUGCGGGCCCCAUCUGGCUAGAUGAUGUGGGCUGUGUGGGGACUGAGGCUUCACUGUCCGACUGCCCUGCUGCUCCCUGGGGAAAGCACAACUGCGCUCACAAUGAGGAUGUUGGGGUCACCUGCACUGGGCCCCCAGGCCUGGACUCCAUCUCAGACCCCUUCAGCUGGAGCUGGAUUCCUGGACUGGGGAGAGAUCGGGAUGCCUGGCUCCCGGGAGAGCUGGCCACCAAGCCCUCUGCAAGUGUGACUGCCAGUGUUCUGGAGAAAACAACCACGAAGGCCCCAGGGAAAAUGCCUAAGAGUACUAAGAAGUGGGUGACAAAAAAUGCAAAGAGAUCAACCACUCAACCCCCAGUGAUGCCAACCACGAAACACUCCAGGGCCCAAAGCCCCCCAGACCUAACCUCACAGACCACUACAGCCCUGACCACUGAGGCCUCCCGAAGACCUACCUCUGAGUUUACCAGAAGGCCGACCACGGAGGCCCCCCAGAGAUGGACCUCUCACACCACUGCCACGCUGACCCCUCAGGCCCCCCGAGAACGGACCACUAAGACCAUGGCAAUGCUGACCACUCAAGGUCCCCAAGAAAUGACCUCUGAGUCCACUAUCAAGAGUAUCCCUCAGGCCUCCCUGGAGCCAUCUGCUGAGAUCCCAGAAGGGUCUCCAGAGUCACCCAAAGACCCGGCCCCCUCUCCCAGUGUUAGCACCACUGGGGAAUCAGGCCUGUUCCGGGUUCGUCUGGCCGAUGGGCCCAACCGCUGUGCUGGCCGGCUGGAAGUGUGGCAUGCUGGACGCUGGGGAACAGUGUGUGAUGACAACUGGGACCUGCGGGACGCCACUGUGGCCUGCUGGGAACUGGGCUGUGGAAAGGUCCGGCCUCGAGUAGGCAAAACCCAUUACGGCCCUGGGACUGGGCCCAUCUGGCUGGAUGACAUGGGCUGUAAGGGAAGCGAGGCCUCACUGAGCGACUGCCCCUCGGGGGCUUGGGGGAAGCACAACUGUGACCACGAGGAAGACGUGGGGCUCACGUGCACUGGCUACACAGACUAUGACGAUUAUCCCCCCUGGACCUGGGACCCCACCUCAACAGAGGACCUGGCCAAGGGGACUACCACAGCGGGGGUACCUGGACACACUCUCCCCUGGAGCACCACCCGGCGCCCGGGUAGCUCCUCCCCAGCAACAAGGCGCCUGCCGGACACAGGAAGCAAAGAUGGUUACAAGCUUCCCUGGACGUGGGACACACCAUCAGGAAGGGGCCUGGCUGAGGGGACCCCUACCGUAGGCAAACUAGGACCAACUCUUGGGGCUGGCACCACCAGGAGCCCAGGCAGUCCUCCAACUCCGAGAGUCCAUGGAGACACAGGUUCCCCGAGGAAACCGUGGCCCGAGCGCCGGCCACCGCGGCCCGCUGCGACCAGGACAGCGCCCCCAACCCCGUCCCCAGGUCCCUCCGCCUCUCCGGGACCCCCAGGCCCAGCGCUGACCUCUGACUCCAGUCCAGAGCUCACUCCCCACUCAGCCUUGACGUCCGAGGCGACCUCUGACCCUCCGAACACUUCACCACCCACCCCAGACCCGGCCUCCCGGACGAACCCCGACCUCAUCUUGACAAGCCCUGACUUUGCUUUGUCCACCCCUGACUCCAGUGUGGUUCCCGCGUUGACCCCGGAGCCCUCACCCACGCCCUUACCCACCUUGCCCAAAGAGCUGACCUCUGACCCUUCUACACCAUCGGAGGUGACCAGCCUUUCCCCUACCUCAGAGCAGGUCCCAGAAUCUGACACAACCCCAGAUUUGGACACAACUCCAUACUCCAGUACAGUCUCAGAAUAUUCUAGAUCCCCAGACCCCUCCCCAAGCCCUCACCCCACUACUACCCCUGAUCCCACCAUGGCCCCUGACCCCAUCACAACCCCUAACCCUACUGUGACCCCUCACUUCCCUACCACCCCUCACCCCACCACGACCCCUCAACCCACCACCAUCACCCACUCCACCAUGAUUCCUGACCCAACCACAACCCCUCAACCCUUCACCACCAUGCAGCCCACCACGACCCCUCACCCCACCAUGACCCCUCACCCCACCAUGACCCCUCACCCCACCACAACCCCUCACCCCACCACGACUCCUGACCCCACCACGACCCCUUACCCCACCACCAUCACUCACUCCACCAUGAUUCCUGACCCCAGCACAACCCCUCAACCCUUCACCACCAUGCAGCCCACCACGAUCCCUCAUCCCAUCACGACCCCUCACCCCACCACAACCCCUCACCCCACGACAACCCCUCACCCCACCAUGACUCCUGACCCCACCACGACCCCUUACCCCACCACUACUCCUGAUCCCACCACGACCCCUCACCCCACCACAACUCCUGACCCUUCCUCAACCCCUGUCAUCACUACUGUGUCCCUUUCAACCUCCUUGGGGACAGAACUCUCCUCUCCCACUGUAGCACCAACAGUCAAGCCCAGUCUGCACCCCCAGUUGACCUUCACAGCACCUGCCCCUCACACCUCUACAUCCCAGAUACCCACCUUAGAGCCCUCUCCAGCCUUGGAGUCCAGCCCCUCCAGGUCCUCCACAGCCACAAUCAUGGACCCACUGUCCACUGAGGACUUCAAGCCACCCAGAAGCCAGAGCCCCAACCUAACCCCUCCACCCACCCAUACCCCACACUCAGCCUCUGACCUCACUGUGUCCCCUGACCCCCUCCUUUCCCCCACAGCCCACCCCUUGGAUCAUCCUCCCCUUGACCCCCUCACCCUAGGGCCAACUCCUGGUCAGAGCCCAGGCCCCCAUGGUCCAUGUGUGGCCCCAACACGACCUGUAAGGGUCAUGGCUUGUGAGCCACCUGCCCUGGUGGAGCUGGUGGCUGCUGUGAGGGAUGUGGGUGGUCAGCUGCAGAGACUGACCCAGGUCGUGGAACAGGAGCGGCAGGAGCGCCAAGCCCUGCUGCUGGGGCUGACGCAGCUGGUAGAAGCUGCCCGGGGUCUGGGGCAGCUGGGUGAGGCCAUGAAGAGACUGGCAGAGAUGGCCUGGACCACCAGCAUGCCUGCACCAACCACCACUACCCCAGAGGAAGAAGAAAGACCCCUGAGGGGAGACGUGUGACCCUCUCCAGGAUUUGAGGGGCUUAAGACACCCCCAACCAAAAAAAACACAAACAAACAAACAAAAAAAACCCCAAAGUAUCUAAUUAAAAACAAGGUGUGAAUGGUA
This is a messenger RNA of Gorilla gorilla gorilla (western lowland gorilla), 4977 nucleotides long. It is a transcript of the gene SSC5D, whose product is annotated as scavenger receptor cysteine rich family member with 5 domains. The record is from RefSeq and is a predicted model, not a curated record. Gene Ontology annotation, cellular component: membrane; extracellular matrix. Gene Ontology annotation, biological process: defense response; detection of bacterial lipoprotein. NCBI's taxonomy places the organism in Eukaryota, Metazoa, Chordata, Mammalia, Primates, Hominidae. The coding region runs from base 163 to 4869 and encodes 1568 amino acids. Gene Ontology annotation, molecular function: extracellular matrix binding. The transcript has 14 exons.